Molecule: messenger RNA, 1135 nt
Organism: Daphnia pulex (common water flea)
Lineage: Eukaryota; Metazoa; Arthropoda; Branchiopoda; Diplostraca; Daphniidae
Exons: 4
Coding region: 216-749 (177 amino acids)
Source: RefSeq, a predicted model, not a curated record
UCAAGUUGGGCGUGGUAAACACGACAUAUUCUGCAGCCUCAGGCAAUUGUUCUGUAAUGUUGUGAUGGGUCGAAUUUGAGCACGCUAUUUUCAAGAGCACUAGACUAGAGACACGAGAGAUUUUUUCUCAUAGCGUUGCUUAUUAUUCAUCAUUAAAGUAACCAUAAUUCUACAACAUUAAGUUGUAAUAUCUCAUCACUCAUCAGUAUAAUAAGAUGUGUUUCAAAGCAUUUGCUUCCAUAGCAAUACUUUUCUCAACAUUCUCUCUUUUCCCAUGCAUUUAUGGGAGGUUAUGCCAAAUUGAAAAUCACAGAAGAUGGAUUAAUGAUAACACUUCUCAAUUAUCUGAUGAUCAAGAUCUCUUUCAUUGUCCUAGACCUGAAGAUCCUCCCCAAUUUACCGAUUGUUGUUAUUCUGAUAGCCAAGCUGUUCCUGGUACUGGUAUGUGCUGUGAAAGAAAGUCACAUGAUUCUAUGUUAGGAUUUGGUGAUAGUAUGCUGAUAGCUAUAUCAGUUGGGGUCAUUAUUUCCUGCCUUUUAUCUUCAAUAUUGGUUCUUGUUUGCUGUUUUUGCAGUAAAUGUCCAUUAUACUCUGUGUGUCACAGCAAGUAUGAGCAUAAUGACACAAUUGCUUUUUCUACCAAAGAAGAAUUGAUGAAAUUAAAUGGUAUGCCGAACGAAGAUUACAAAAUUCAGCAAGGUUAUGAACCGAAUGCCGUUCAGGUUCGGCCGGUCCUUUAUGACGCUUGACGAGCGCAUCGUCUGAACCUCCAGUAUCUCAAAUUAACACUUUAAUUGCAAUACUUAAUGAAUCUCAUCGAAUUCACGCGGUAACUUUAUGCUGCAUUAAUGAUAUAACCUCAUCUCGUGCUGAACCAAGAAGCUUAAAUUGUCUUCGUACAAAAUUAUUUUUGCGCUACUUUCUAAUACUAUUAUGCUAUUUGAUGGUGAAUUCGUCCAUUUUGAAGCUUUAGACGUGAUUGAUCCUCCAAGAAGAAUUGUGUAAUCUAGUCACGUAUGCAGCUAAUCUGUUUGUCUGUUUUGCAACGAUUUAUCACAAUUUUGAUGAAAAAAAAAUUGCAUUUUCUUUUAUUCAAGCAAAACACGACUUGAAAAAUACAAGCUUUGAUACAAAA